This is a messenger RNA of Fusarium redolens, 584 nucleotides long. RefSeq lists its product as uncharacterized. Bases 258 to 584 code for a protein of 108 amino acids. The transcript has 3 exons. The record is from RefSeq and is a predicted model, not a curated record. Lineage: Eukaryota; Fungi; Ascomycota; Sordariomycetes; Hypocreales; Nectriaceae.
CCGAAAGUCGGUAUUUACGUAAUGUCUGUGCGAGGUCCAGUAAAAUAUAUGAUGUUAUCCACUUCAUUUAGUAAAAGUGGUGUAGAAUAUCGUAAGAUGAAAUCUAAUUCUUAGCCCUUGCAAACUAUGAACAGUUAAGAAGAUUAAAGAGAAAACAGAAUAUAAAUACACAGACACGUUCCUCACCAGAGAAACAUAAUCCCUCCUUCAACAAGAAGCAACAGCAAGCUCCCCGAGUAAUAACACCUAAAACGAAGAUGUCCGCUACCAAGUCUAUCAUCAUUCCUGUCUCCUCAUCGGGACUGUCCAAGCCAAGGACCAUAGCUCGCACAACUGCUGCAUCAACUGGGCUAAAGUACCAGGCAGCGGAUAUAAUGGAUGGGGCGUCAACUGGGCACUCACGCACAUCGCAUGCGAUCGCUAUCCCAGUGCACUCUCAGGCCACAUGGAACGGACAGAAUUGCAACGAAAACCACAAUGGGGCUAUCGGUGGGGGUGACUUUAUGUCCAAGUGCCAGGAUGCUGGAGUAGCGAAUGGAUAUACUCGUGAACAGAUUGGUGCUGGAUACCGUGGCACUUGUUGA